Messenger RNA from Fusarium graminearum PH-1, 3168 nucleotides. RefSeq lists its product as uncharacterized. The coding region runs from base 1 to 3168 and encodes 1055 amino acids. Lineage: Eukaryota; Fungi; Ascomycota; Sordariomycetes; Hypocreales; Nectriaceae. The record is from RefSeq and is a predicted model, not a curated record. The transcript is spliced from 6 exons. Gene Ontology annotation, molecular function: protein binding.
AUGUUGUCGGCAAUGUCGUUGCAAGGGCACUAUAUCUUUGUCUCGUUGUUGUGGCUCCCUACACUCGUUGAGGCGGAUUCUGGUGAUGAUUUUAGCAACAACCUGUUCUCAGACCUGGCUCCUGAUAUAGUGCGAUGUCAAGGGCUGGCCCCGGUGAAAGAAUUCAUCUGCCUGAUUCCUAGAGGUGGGAUCGACAAUACUACCUCGAUAAGAAUCAUGCGAUUAGAAGAAGCAGUCAAGAAGAAAUUAGUCCAAGAACAGAAACCACACAAACCAGAGUGGAGGAGGUGGUUACGACAAAAUAGUUCAGACAGCAAGCAGGACCAGCAGCAGAAAAAGGCAUGGUUCAAAAAGGACGAUAAGCAAGUCAAAGGCUAUGCGUUUCCUUUCUCGAGCGGUGGCACAAUCAUUCUGGUGAUUGGGAUGCUCCUCUGUGCACACGUGGUUGAUCGAAGGACCGGAGAGACCAGAUACGAGCCGGUGGACAGCUGGACGACGCAACUUGUCUGGUUGCAGCCGAAGCAAACCGUUAGUGACCAAGUCUUUGAGUCAUUCGCCUUGUAUCCUGAAAAGUGUCCACGAGUCAUCACGGUGUCGAGGAGGGAUGGCGACACAGGUUCACCAAAGACACCCCGAAGUGGAACAGCUUCACAGCAAUCAUCAAAACUGAAGCAGAUCGAAUCAACGAAUUUGUCUGUUGCAGCGACGGUGAUAUGCCUCGCUGGAUUUUUCAUUCAGUUCGUCGGGCUGCGGGCGAUGCAUUGGUCAGCGUCUGUUGGUCAGCUCAUUGCGGUUAUAAUUAUGACCAUGAUCAGAGCGCUGGUCCGUCGAGGGUUCAUUGACACAAUUAAUAACCCCAAGCAUAUUGAGGCUCCCGUGAACUUCAAAAUUCCUUUCAAAUGGACCCUUGAAGUGGACCUUGGCACGGAAAAGCAGAACAUCACAUUGCGGUUGGACUGCAAAAACCAGCGGUGGGUCUCACACGUCGACGAGCUUGAGUCAGCGUUAUCAUUAUGGCUGUACUCGACAGAUGAGAAACGGCAAGCAUGGGCUGAAAAGUCAAACGUGUCAUUGAACGCAUUGGAGGCGGAAGAUGACGCUUGGCUCCGGAAAUCGAGCUCGCAGACAACAGGAAGCCUAAUUCAACUGGGACAGCUAACUGAUGAGCUUGCCCGGGCUUUGCGUUGGUGGAUGCCAUCAGAUGCGCCGAAGCUGUGGGAAACCCAACAGAGUCGCGAUGAUAUAGAGCCCUGGCGAGUUGUGGGAACUCAGAGAUCAGACGACUCGAAACACAACUCUGCUGCCCACCAGCGCCAGCCAUCCAGUGAGACAACGACCAUGGAGACCAACGUGGAGCCCGAUAGUGACCAGUUCAAGUGUCUGCAGCUUGUAUCACACAACAGUUUGGAGAAGCUGUAUGCGAAGCAUAUAUUCCACGCCUUCACCUGGGCGGCCGUUGAUAAGAUGAGCCAACCUAUCGAUGAAUGCUCAGUAAUGGAGUUAUUCAAAAGUUCAGAUUCCCGAGACUGGUCCAACUUUCGACUGCAUGGGGAAAAUUUAUCCAAGCUAGCACAGGCCAUUCAGAGGACGGGUCUUGGUGAUUUGCACUACGCCUACCUUGCCAUUAUUCCGCCACUUCAUUCGCACUCAAAACUCGGGGAGCUUAACGCAAUCGUUGAAAUGAUUGCCAGCGAAGCAAAACAACGAGAAAGAUUGCUAGACUGGAAGAGAGCGGGGGACGCGUAUCGACGUUUAUAUGAUCUGGCCAAAGCAUUUCCUCAGGAAAGCUAUCUCUACAAGAAGUCAGUGGCUAUUUUAGUUGAUUACAUUCGCGUGAUCACUCACUUGCCACUGGAUUACUUCGAUAAAGAUAUCAUCCGUCACGAUGAAGCAGUGGAGACAUGCCACCAGCUACGCUGGAGCGACUCAAUUUUCGAUGUUGCAGCGACCCAACACAUAGAAACCGAAGAGAUUAAGGGUAUCGGACUCACAGAGCUUCAUAAUCUCAUUGCGACUUGGCCCGACUAUUCCAAUCAGGACUUGCCAGCCAUUGCGGAAAAGAACAUCAUUGCUCAAGAUAUUCUAGGCUGGACGCCUCUUCAUUAUGCAGCAUUAAGAAAACCAGGGAAGUGGACCAAACAUUUACUUCUAAAUGGGGCUAAUGCAAAUGCUACUGAUAGUCGCGACUGGACGCCACUACAUUAUGCUGUAUUGCACGAUAACUGGGGAGCGAUCGAGGAACUGUUUGAAGGAGGUGCAAAUAUGAGGGCGACAGGCGUUGACGGGAUGACGCCGUUACACCUUGCAGCCAUGAAGAACUCUUGGCUGAUUACAGAUAAAUUGCUCUCGCAUCCUAGUCAACCUGCGGAUCAACUGGCGACAGACAAUUUCGGUAGGGCUCCAAUCCACCUCGCCAUUACUCGUAGAUACCAUGGGUCUUUUGUUGUUCGAUAUCUCGGCGCUAGUGUCGAGGUAAAGGACAGAGAAGGCAGGACACCAUUAUUCCUAGCUGCUUUACACGAAAACACUGAUGCCAUCUCUUAUCUGGCCGAGAGAUGCGCAAAUCUAGAUGCACCAAACUUGGAAAUGUUAGAGGAAACAGUCCUGCAUUGGGCAGUUAGAAAUGGGAGAACCCGAAUUGUUGAGACGCUGAUUCGUUUCGGAGCAACCGUUGAUUCACGGAAUUACGCGAAUGAGACUCCUCUACAUUUUGCGCCCCAACGCGGGUAUACAGAUAUGGUUGAUUUACUGAUAAAGAAAGGCGCCAAUGUGGUUGCGAGUCAGAGAAAUCAUCAUACGCCGCUUAUGUAUGCGGUACAACGUGGGCAUGUGGACGUCGUAAAGAUACUCGUCAGUGAAAAACCUAUCGAAUUGAGUAUUCGGCAAAAUCUCUGGGAUGUUAGAAAGGCAAUAAAGGAAGCGGUUGGAGAGGGGCACGGGGAUGUAUUGAGAGUACUUGUUGAAAAGGGUACGACUAUCAAGAAGAAGAUGAUAAAAGUCGCCAGAGACAAGGAAAUGGAGGGAGGGGGACCGCUCGUUGCACAAUUUCUCGAACAAGCUUAUUCGCUACAAAUAUGCUUCAGAGAACACGUCAAGGAGGAAGGUGCUGAGUUUAUCUGGGAGGCACUAAUAUCGCGACUUAUUGAGAAUGGUAACUACUUUUCAUAG